This is a messenger RNA of Antrostomus carolinensis (chuck-will's-widow), 845 nucleotides long. Its product is annotated as focadhesin-like. Gene Ontology annotation, biological process: regulation of post-transcriptional gene silencing; iron-sulfur cluster assembly. The transcript is spliced from 8 exons. Gene Ontology annotation, molecular function: ferric iron binding. The annotation marks the transcript as partial. The record is from RefSeq and is a predicted model, not a curated record. Lineage: Eukaryota; Metazoa; Chordata; Aves; Caprimulgiformes; Caprimulgidae.
AUGAGUUUAAGAAAUGCAGGAACUCUGAAUGACACAAGCUCUUUAGAUGAGACCACCUAUGAAAAACUGGCUGAAGAAACACUGGACUCCUUAGCAGAUUUCUUUGAGGACCUGACAGAUAAGCCUUUCACCCCAGAAGAUUAUGAUGUCUCUUUAGGGGGGAGGCAGGCAGAGCUGGAGAUGCAGUUAAAACAUGGAAAAGAGGAUCCUGAAGAGGUGCAGUACAAACAAUUUACAGCCUGGCUCUGGGUCAGAGAUAUGUUGACUGAUAUCAUCAAAGGUGCUUCCAAAGACAGCCCAGUGGUGAAAGGAAACUCUAUUUUUGCCUUAACUGGGCUUGCAGUUGCUGUAGCCAAAUACGAAAGCAGCCUUUCCUCAGACACUGAAGGGAUACCUGAGACUGAACCUGAUUUUCUUCCCACAAAACACUGGAUUUCUAUGGUGACAGAGACCCUCUUUAGUAUUGUGAAUAGCCGCUAUCACCCUAAAGGUCAAGUUUUCCCAUGGUUCUACCAGAAAUCCUAUUCAGGUGAAAAUACUGCUAGUAUUAUAGCUCGUUCCUGUGCAGCCACUGCUUUGUCUCUCCUGGUGCCAGUUUUCAUUGUAUCAUGCAAGGAGAAGGUUGAGGAGGUCCUGAAUAUGCUGACUGACAGGUUACCUGGGAAACCAAAUGCUGAUGAGUCUCAAGCUGUUCAAAUCCACAUGGGCCUUGGUUUGGGGAUGUUUAUCUCACGUUUGUAUGAAGAAAAAGUCAGUGAUGUACCUGGUCAACAGAUGAACCUAGUUCUAAUGAAGUCCCUGGAUGCGCUGGAAGACUGCUGCUUUGACACCAGUCUGGAGUACAA